AUGGAAUUCAAGUCCUAUUCCCGGCGUCUCGCAAAUGCCCUUACCAUCAGACGGUGGGAAUGUAUUGCUAUUACUUGUGGUAGCCUCUCCAUCAUAUUCCUCGCGAUUGCGAUGGCAGCAUCGGGCAAUAUCCCACCCACUGCACCAUGGUGGGAUGCCAGGCGAGUUCACGCCCAUUACUGGGCUCACCUGAAGGGUACCCAGGCCGCCAGUGUCUUCAUGAUAGUCUCCGGGGCUUUGUACGUCGUCUAUUCAGCAGCUCUCACACGUCAAAUUCGUAAAAUCCCCGAACUCGAUCCUAUAAUCGCCGACCUACAACUUGCGAGUGCAGCAGCAUCAUUCAGCGCCUUCAUGCUAGUUGCUGUUGCCAUGAGCCUGUUGACCUUCCGCGAUUACAGUCCGGAGUUGACACAACUCCUAAAUGACUUUUUGUGGAUGGCCUUUAUUUUAGCGUGGCCAAUAUUCUGGGUGCAGGGGUGGACAGUUGCGUGGGCGAUCUUCAGUGAUAAAAGACCCAACCCUGUGCUUCCUAGAAGCGUGGGUUUGAUCAAUCUUGCCGCCCCAAUUGUGUAUGCCCUCGGAAGCGGAGUCCACAUGCAUCAUACAGGCCCCAUGGCAUGGAAUGGUGGCCUUGUGUUUUGGCCAACCAUGGUAGUCUUUGGAUUCCAAAUCAACUUUGACCUCUGGUAUAUGUGGAAGAAUCUUCGAGAUAGUAGUCAUCUUCCCUAG
Messenger RNA from Penicillium concentricum, 729 nucleotides. RefSeq lists its product as uncharacterized. The transcript has a single exon. Lineage: Eukaryota; Fungi; Ascomycota; Eurotiomycetes; Eurotiales; Aspergillaceae. The record is from RefSeq and is a predicted model, not a curated record. The coding region runs from base 1 to 729 and encodes 242 amino acids.